UCACUUCGGUUAAGUUGUGUGCAAACGUUCGUGCCAAUAUCUAAAAUCGGCAACAAUCAGCGACUUCUACCUGUGGCAGCAACAGCAGCCAAUAGCCAAGUGCGGUCCAUUUUUAAUUCGAUAAUUUUCACGUUUUUGUCCAAAAGCACAAAUCUGCUGGCCAGCAUGUUGCAUUCGAGGGCAUUUCAGAGACAAUCACGCAAAUCGUAUAUAGGCCUUUUAUUGCUUGCCUUUUCCGCAUAUUUGGCCCAAAGCGUUUUGCCAGCUACAGCGGCAGAAAUAUCUUAUCCGGAAAGUGAGCUGCACAAGGACAACGAGUUUCCCAAUUUGGUGAAGCGUCCCGCAUUCUUUGUGGGCAGUCGAUAUGGACGCUCGAGCGGCAAAGUUGCCAGCGGAAGCGGAGGUGCCCCCGUGGGCGGUGUGGGCACCUCGAAGACGCGACGCCUAAUCAUAGUGCCACGUAACGAUCGUUUCUUCCUCGGCUCGCGAUAUGGCAAACGUAGCGAGGAAUUCCUAUCGCCCUACGAGCAGGACAGUCUCGGCUUGGCCCUGGGCAAGAGCUCCUCCCUGCGAGAGGCGGAGAACGAGGGCGGAAAUGAGGGAAAGGCCAGCAGUAGGGGAAGAACAACACCAGUGAUGACCAUGUCCUGUACUUAUGCCGGCUUCAGUAACUUCUUCCGUUGCACCAAUGUGAACACAGACGAAGAAGUUCCACUGGAUUCCAAUAGCAUAGCCUCGGAAGAUGCCAACAUCAACAACAACAGCAACUAAAAAGAUGCCGUAGCACUGAUUGAUUGAUUGAUUGAUUGACCAACCUGUUGUAGCAUAUGGAUCCCCUCUGGCAAUUAAUAUCCUUGUUCAUUCAUCGGCUUUUUGCUAGUUACUGUUAUGUUUUUUUGAAUGCAACUGGUAUUAAAAUUUUUAACGGGGCUGGAAAAGUUUUAAUACCCACACAACACACAUAAUAAGUUUGUAAAUAUAUAUCUGGCAGCAUACCUAUAGUAAUACAAUUACCUACUUAUUAUACAUACACGUAGCACACACGUAAACAAAUUGUAUUAAAAUGCUUCAAAAUACA
This is a messenger RNA of Drosophila grimshawi, 1078 nucleotides long. RefSeq lists its product as uncharacterized. NCBI's taxonomy places the organism in Eukaryota, Metazoa, Arthropoda, Insecta, Diptera, Drosophilidae. Bases 166 to 771 code for a protein of 201 amino acids. The record is from RefSeq and is a predicted model, not a curated record. The transcript has 4 exons.